UACCCGACGACCACCACCAGCUGAACCAACCCGCGCCACCCCGUUAAGCCCACAUCUGAGGGACACAAUUUUCAAAUAUUAUCGCCAAUAUCUCCGCUAAUACGAGGACAAGCACGAAGUUUGCGUGUGCCGCCCUUCGCCGGGAUGGAGGACGUGUGCCUCGUCAGCGGCAAGGCAUUAUGGGGCGUUAUCUGCGGGACGUAUGUGUUGCCGUCCGAUGAGGUGGUGGGGGAUGAGCUGCAGCAGGCUGCUCCACAUCUGCGUGCUGGCCUGAGGGCAUAUGCCAAGCCGUCGGGAGACCACUUCGACCGCUGGGCCAAGACUGCCAAGGUCACGGAGAAGGAGAAGAAUUUUGUCAAGAAGUUGUCUGACCUUCUGGACUUGUCUGCAGGUCACAGCUGGGAGGUGUUUCAGUUCUUCCUGGUGAAUGAGUACACCAAGGCAGACUCUUCCCUAGCUGACCUCCUCACCAGCCAGCGCGAUGAGGAGUCUUUCAGGGCACACCUCCUCCGCUUCUACCUCGGGGACCGCCUCCACCUCCUCCGCUGUCUGAGACACAUUGUAGCCAACACUGCCAAUCCACAACACCCAUACCAGAAUCUGUUCAGUGACUUCAUGCGUGAUGUGCUUGAUAAGGGUGGCACGUUGGAGAACUGCCUUUUGCAGCAGGUGAUCAACAACAACAAUGGCAGUAAUGGCAGCACCUGUGUGGCAGCCUCCAGUAUGCCCCCAGAUGGUCCAAUCCCUGGCCCAUCCACCCGUCUGGCCCACCACCUGGCCGAGCUGCAGGAAAUUCUGGCCACUUUGCUGGUCUACUACAGCAGCACCGGAAGAUCUCCAUCGCCGGCCACCUUUAAGAGCCUGGUGCAGCUGGCCCAGGGUGGUGGUCUUGGGGGACGGCCUGACCUGCAGGAGGGGCUGAGGGAGAUCCACACACCCCUGGUGGAGACCCUGGAUGCCACACACACCCUCCUGCUUGUCCUCAUCAUCAAUGUUGACAUGCCCACUAGUGGCCACAGUUUGUGUGAGAGUGAGUGGGUGAGUAAGCUGGAUCCCAUCAUGGCUGGGUUGGGAGCACGCAAACCCCACCUGGCUCCUCUUCUGGCCUGGGCAGUGCUCCAUCUACGUGCUGCAGCUGACCAGGCCUCCACUUCUACCUCCUCUGCCUCUGCUGCUUCCACCAGGACCUACCACAGGCUGGCUGAGAGGGCCCUCAGUGGCAAUGUGUUUAGCUACCUGCAGACAGCUCUCAGCUGUGCCCCUAUACAGGGAGACAAGCUGUUGCUGCGCCUGGCCUCCUCAGUGGUGUACUCCCUCAUGUGUGCCACAGCUAACUGCCUACCCCUGGCUCCAGCACACCAGCCUGUCCUGAGCUCACUGGCCAAGACUCUCCUUGCACAGGACCCACCAGCUGACCUUUUCUGGGCUGAGGAAGACGGAGGUGCUGGCCUGUUGCUGCCACACGCUCUGGAGGUGUUUCCGUACGAGGUGGAGCCACUCCUGUCCCUUGCUACAGCUCUUGCUGGGGCCAAUCCUGACAGCUGCCUCAAGGUAAUAGAGCUGCUGAGUGAGGUGCCAUACCUCACCUGGCCCCUGGAGCUUGGGGAUUGCCCAGUGCAGCAGGUGAGGGAAGGAGGCUACUGCACCAUGGCAUCCUUCCAGCUGCUGCCAUCCAUCACAGUGCCACCACGCACCUGUGGCUCGCUGGUGCCGGCCAACGUGCGGCUGGUAGCCUGGAAUACUCCCACCAAUGCCUGGCAGGUGCUUCUGGCCAUCAUGAACAUGCUGGGGCUGGAGGUGAGCAGCGGAGCAACAGUGGCCGACCCUCAGGUGAUGAAGGCCGUGUGCUCCACCCUGCAACUGAUGACAGCUGUACUGGCCACUCUCCCCGCCCAGCUGCCAGCAUUGGUCCAUGUGGUGCAUGAGUCGUUGGUCUUACUGCGAAGGGUGUCUCAUGUGUCCCGCCCACCUGGUGAACUGGUGGCAGCUCUUCUGGCCAUGCUGGCAGAGGUGUCCUCUCAGGAGGCCAAGAGUGUGUGGACUGAACUGGAGGGCAGUCCUCUGUUGCCAUAUCUGGCCCUCCCAGAGAGUUCAGCAUCGGGGGCCAAGAGGGGGAAGGCUGACCCCUUUGUUGGGUACCGUGCUGGGGGUCUGCGGGCACUGGUGUGUGGGGAGGAAGCAGCAAUGGGCACCUACCCCAUCUUGCGCUCCUAUACUAGCUUGCUUGCUGCUGCUAUCAAGGGUGGAGUGCGUACAGGCAGUGUACAGGGCGGUGUGGUGUUCAUGGCAAGGGAGGUGACGGGGGCACUGAUGCGCUGGUGCUACAGGACACAGGAAGAGAGGGACAAGCUGUUUGAGUGUUGCCUCACCUUGCUACAUCACACACUAGAGGAUCCUGGCCUAGACACAAGUGUCCACACCUUAGUGGUUCGUCAGCUGGUGGACAGGAGCAGUGCUGGUCGCACCCUGCUGUCGGUGGUGGAGAGUGGUGCCAGCCUAGAGGGGGUGCUCAGCCUGCCCUCCCACUCCCCAGCCUCUACCCAGGCUCUCCGCCUCACACGCACUGCCCAGAUGGCUCUUUCCAUUCUCCAUCGGCUGGUUGGAGAGGAGAGCAGCACUGAGGGGCUUAGCCAGUUGCUGCGAGCCACUCCCUUCCCUGGUGUACCCCUUGGCAGCUCCCCAGGGGUGGGACGGGGCCAAGGCAGUAGUGCCACCCCUCACCUGGCUCUCACUGUGGCCCUGUAUGCACACCAGCGCCUCAACCCUCGCCUCCUGUAUUUGGCCCUGCGUACUCUCACACGCUUUGCUCAGAAACUUGAUGUGCCUUUGGUGGCAUGCUUUGGUGCCGAGGCUGACGGGAUCCGAGACGCUCUACUGCGGCGCCUGGAGUCCCCAACGGAGGAUGUGGGGGUGAAAGUGGCACUGCUGCGGCUGCUGACGGCCUCCACCACUCGGCAGCAGGGCCUCACCAAUGCCUUCCUCACCCCACCAGAGAAGCUGCUUGAUCCUCUCAUCUCCCUUGCUAGUCUCACUGGGAAGGGCAGCCCUGGCCAUGAGGUGGUGCUGGCAGUGGUGGAGCUGGUUGAUGCCCUGUGGAGUCAGAAAUACUCCACUGCCACAUGCCACAUGCAGGCUAAGAAGGAGUUCUGUGAUGCCCUCACCUGCCCCCUCACCUCACACAAGCCAGGUGAGGUGAGUGAUGCCAUUGUUGGUCACUGCUUCAGCAUCCUGGCACGGCAACUGUUCUGUGCCGACUCAUCACCGCCAGCUAGCCUCUCCGCAGCCAUGGACCGUCUCUUUAGUCCAGACUCCAGCUCUUCUGUCUCCAUGUGGUCUGAGCAUGUGUUGUCGAAGGUGGAGGACGGGUGGAAGAAGAGCCGGGAUGUGCGGGAAGUGUUGGUGCCAGCAUGGAGGGACUUUGUGGUGGUGGUUGUGAUGCGUGCACGGUCCUGGCUCACCCCACAGCUAAAGGUGAAACUGGCUGGGGACAUCCUGGAGGGACUGUUGCAGCAGGUAGGCAGCAGUGAGGAGCCAGACCAGCCCCUCACACUGCUGCUGGCUGAGGUGUACAUUGCUCUGGUGAAGCACUGCAGCAAACAACUGGCAGAGAAACAGGAAUUCUUUGAUCAGACAAGCAAGCUCUUGGCAUGGCUGCAGGGUGUUGUGAUGACCACCUCCACCCACUGCCAGCUACUCAUCCUAGGAGCAGCUCUCUCCCUCAUCACCCUCACUGAUGUAACACCACAGUCACACGGUCUGGUGUCAUGCCUUGUGAGUCCAGUUGGAAACCUGGUGCAGCAGCAUGGCCGGCUUGCAGGCUCAACUACUCAGAGCUGCACGUCAGCAUCCACCUUGGGUCUGGCCACUGCACUCCUGCACCAGCUUCUCCUGCGCUGCCAGCCAGACACAGCACAGCAACUUCUGGCCCAAUUUCCUGUGGUGCCAGCACUCCUACAUGCUACAGAGACCUACAUGAAGAGUGGAGAUGAGGAAGUGGUGGGUGAGAUGGUGAGUCUGCUGGCCACCCUCUGCCGCACUGCACACCCCUGGGAAGAGGUGUCUCCCUCAACUUUUUCCUCAACACUUACCCUGGCUGUCCCAUCUACCAAGACAAGUCUACUGAGUGGUGUGGUGUGGUGUAUGGUGUGGGGGGUGAGGCACAUGGGGGCCAUGGGGGUGGAGGGAGGUGUGAAUGUAGCAGCUGUCCACCUUCAAGCCCUCUGUGGCUCCCUAGCUAUCCCCCACAAGGAGCCCAACCUGGCCCUGGCUUCAGCAGCCCUGGUAGAGGCUCUGGCUCCUCAUGCUGGACUGUGGAUCGUUCUGCACCAAGCCUCCUAUACCCAGCUGACUGCUGCCACCACCCGCUGCAUACACACCACCAAGCACCUGCUCUGCACACCUCGGUUUGUUCAAAGGGAGUUGGGUGGAGAGAGUGGCAGUAGGAGUGGUGGUGCCACUUCUGCCAUCAGUGAUGCUGCUGCCACCAUCACACCAGCAACAACAGCUGCCCUCAAUAAGAUGCUGAAUGUGUUGUGUGCCUGCCUCAGUGCUAUUCAGUCCCUGGGACCAGACCUAACUGACCUCUUGUGUGGGCCGGGUUCAGAUGUGGGUGCGUGGACACUCUUCUUCCACCCAUCUUUUCGCACUGUGUCGGCACACGACCCCUCGGCACAGCCCAGCCUGGCUUCCCUUACCGCUGUGCUAGAACUUUAUGACAGUCAUGCGUCUAAGGAGAGUCGUGGAGUGUCGCCAUGCCGUAGUGGUGCCCCAGAGAUUGGUCUCAGUCUGCAGGUCUUGGCUCUUUGUGCUGAAAAGGCUCUGCUGCUAUUGCUGACACAAGCCACCCUGGCGCUGAUGAGUCCUGAUACAGCACCACGUGAUGCACAGAGGAUCAGACAGAAUAUGGCUGAUGACAUGAACUCCUUCUUUCACCACUCACUGGGCCGCAGGCCACCUGCCUCCCCAUUGCCCAUUGCCAUGGCUGGAGCCUCCACUGCUGGAGGCAACACCCACAUCAGCCUAGACUACCUUCGUCUUGCUCAGCAGUUGGUGACCAGACUUUGUGUCACCAAAUGAUAGUGGCAGACUGUGGGCCAUUUUUGGCCUGCAUAACUUUUAAAGCUCUUGAAUCACUGCCGAGCCAAGUACAAGUGAUCCCUCUUGCAAUACAACCCAGGAAGUGCUGCCCAAGAGCAAGCAAGUCCAUGUGACAUUGUCUCACUUCACCCUAUUUAAAUGUCUCAUUUUUUCAUACAUAUGUGAUGUUACUCUGGUCUUGAUUGUCAGGCUGCAUGUGGUGACUGAAUCCUGUAUUGAAAGUUAAACUUGGGUUGCAUCACUACAUGUUUAUGGCAUGUAAUAUCAGAUUUUACACUAAAUGAUUAUAAUUUAUAAGACUUUUUUUAAAUAAAAUAAAUAUUUUGUUCUGUAAUUA
Portunus trituberculatus (swimming crab) is the source of this 5434-nucleotide messenger RNA. It is a transcript of the gene Nup188, whose product is annotated as nucleoporin NUP188-like. Gene Ontology annotation, biological process: protein import into nucleus; RNA export from nucleus. Gene Ontology annotation, cellular component: nuclear pore inner ring. The record is from RefSeq and is a predicted model, not a curated record. Gene Ontology annotation, molecular function: structural constituent of nuclear pore. Bases 145 to 5076 code for a protein of 1643 amino acids. The transcript has 28 exons. NCBI's taxonomy places the organism in Eukaryota, Metazoa, Arthropoda, Malacostraca, Decapoda, Portunidae.